Messenger RNA from Uloborus diversus, 2232 nucleotides. RefSeq names its product protein PF3D7_1417600-like. NCBI's taxonomy places the organism in Eukaryota, Metazoa, Arthropoda, Arachnida, Araneae, Uloboridae. The transcript has 2 exons. The record is from RefSeq and is a predicted model, not a curated record. Bases 1 to 2232 code for a protein of 743 amino acids.
AUGCACAUCCGUGAGAAAACCGAAAAUUGUGACACAAACCAGCAAAACCAGCAUCGUGAAAGUGAGAAGACUGAAACACAUGACGGAAACCAGCAUCUUGAAAGUGCGGAAAUAGGAACACAUGACAGAAAUCAGCAUAUGGAAAGUAAGAAAACUGAAAUUCUUGACAAAAACCAGCAUCUGGAAAGUAAGAAAACUGAAACUCGUAACAGAAAUCGGCAUCUUGAAAGUGAAAACAUGAACUCACAUUCAGAUAAAAAUAAUUGUAACAUCUUAAAUAACCUCAAAAUCGUAGAAAAAAUACAAUGUAAUAACGCAAAUGAUACAAACAAUUCAAAAACAUUUGGGCAAAAGGAUUCAGAACGUGAACUUAACUGUGUUUCAUCGAGCAAAUUAGAGAAUGCAGAAGUAAGUUUAGUAGAAAACAUUCUACAGAAACAAGGUUCUUUGUAUAAAAUUCCUAAAAAGCAUUUAAACAAGAAAGAGCAAGAUAUAUGUGUAGAUAAAAACAAUUAUUUUGAAACUGAAAAUGAGUCGAAGGAAAACAAAUCUUUAGAUAUUCUGCACGCUGUAAAAUAUUCUGAAGAAUUGGUUUCAACUCAAACUCUUGCAGGAAAUACUUUCGAACAAAAGGAAAUUCAAGAUAUAGUUAAAAGUAUUGAAAAUACAAAUAAUAUAAGUAUUAUUCAAGUUAAUAGAGAUUUAAAACUAGAAAAUAAAGAAACAUGUGAACCAAAAAUAUGUCGCAAGGACAAAAGUAUGCAAGAUGAAGCUAAUUUAAAGAAAAACCAGACAAAAACAAGAGAUACUGAGAAAUCUAUGGAACUUGAACAAAGCAAAAAUUUAGAAUCUGAUGAAAGUAACCAUGAAAGAAUAUUUGGAGAAGACACAAAUGUUUCAGAAACAUAUGAAACAAAAACAAGCAGCAUCACUAUUGUAAGCAAAACAGAGAUUGAGAACGAAACUAAUAAUUUUGAAUCAAAUAAUCUUGCUACAAAUUUUAAGGAAGAUAAUGGUACUCAUAACAUUGUAUUAAAUGUAAAUGCCAUAGACACUGAAGAAAAUAUAAGUAAUAGUGAAGAAUCAUGCGUUGUUAAUUCAGAGAAUGCAGCUGAGCUCAAUAAGCUUUCUUCUAAUGAAACAAGUAUGGAUGACCAUAAUGGUUUAUGCACUCAGAUACCAUCUUUUACAAGCAUAUUGACACGAAAUCGUGGUUCAAGCUCUAGUUGUGUUAAAGCAACAAUCUGUGGAGAAUCCGUUACAAAAAAUGACAUAAAAGAAAAUAAAUUAAUGAAUAACAGUGGGAAAAUUCAAGACGAAAAAUAUAAUCCAUUUUCUAAUUUAAAAAAUUUGAAAAUACUUACAAUACCAUGCAUGAGCGCUUUAGAGUAUGACAAAGAAUGCGAAGUUUCAAAAUAUAAUGAAUAUUUAAACAGCCAUUCGAAUUACUGCCCCGAUUUAAGCAACCAGACAAUGCAUGAGAUAAACAAAUAUGAUUCAAAACAAUCUGAAGAGAAAAAGCUAACGCAAAAGUGUGAAAUCAAAACUACUGAUGCAACUUUAGAUGACAGUAGCGAGGUGAUGGAUAGCUCUGCAGAAGAAAACUCAUCGAAAGUUGAAGAGGUACAAAAUAUCGAAUCUUACACUUACAGAGAAAGUAAAAGCGACAUCAUUAAUAAGAAUGAAUUGCCGAUGGAAAAUAUUAUUUUAAACAAAGAAGUGAAAAAAGAAAAUGAAUUAGACAUCAUCCCAACUUGUGCUCUCAAACAAUUAAAUGAAUUAUUUGGUGAUGAUGAAAUAAUAUCGACAGUUCAUGAAAAACGUCUUGAAACCCUGUCACUGGACCAGAAAUCAAAUAAACGUAAUAAUCUUGAUUUUGGAGGGUUAACGAAUGAAUCUAAAUAUGCCAUUCAACCAGAAAAAAUUGAUUCAAGUAAACGUUUGACAGCUGAAACGAGUUAUCAAGAAAACGAAAACCAGAACAUGAGCGCAAAACCAAAAAGUGAGUGUGUUUCAACAAAAGAUAUAGCAAACUCAGAAAUAGGUAACAGACUGCCUUUAGUAUCAUUCAAAGAAUUUGCCGAACUUCAUUGUGAAGAAAACAUGCGAAAAGAAAAUGAACACAAUUUAAGUAAUGAAAAGGAAUAUAAAUUAACAGAAUAUGAGAAGGUGAACAUUUCAAAGAUAAUAGACGCAAAAUCAGACUGUAUAUUUAUGUUGUGUACAAAGUGA